Molecule: messenger RNA, 433 nt
Organism: Penaeus monodon (black tiger shrimp)
Lineage: Eukaryota; Metazoa; Arthropoda; Malacostraca; Decapoda; Penaeidae
Exons: 2
Coding region: 23-361 (112 amino acids)
Biological process (GO): monoatomic ion transport
Cellular component (GO): membrane
Source: RefSeq, a predicted model, not a curated record
CGCCAUCGUUUCUUUGACGUCGAUGCUCGUCUUAACAACGUUGUUCAGCCAAACGUCGUCUCAGCUCCCUCGAACGUCUUAUUUCAAAUUGGUGGAUAUCUGGAUGUUUGGUGCUAUCGGCUGCAUCUUCAGUAUCAUUGUGACGCAGACUAUUAUCGACUUCGUGUACGACCCUCAGGAGCCAUUGCCUGUGAUCAAGGAACCAUCACAUUUGGUCACUGUGGGAAAAGUCCGCGUCGGGAGGUGGCACAUUGGCAAACCGAAAGCCGUCGUCAUAAUGCACGCUGCCAGGAUGGUCUUUCCCGUGCUCAUCACUAUCUUCAUUCUCUCUUACGUCACCUUCAUAGCUGUUCAGGCUUGAUUUUUAAUGCUGAUGUGAUAAAUGUCUAUAAACUUACCGAAUAUGUACAAAUUUUUACUGUUAUUACAGGUA